AUGCCUCCACGCCAGCUCAGGCACAAGAAGGUGGUCGAAGACAAAAAGCUCGAUACAAUGGGCUAUUUUUACUCCAUCGCAGCGCCUCCCGCUGCGGGCUCAGGUCAAGGGCCUUCGAGGUUGUUCGCGGCUCCGGGUGAAACCGUCCGCUCUUCCUCUGGACUUGAGGAGCAGGCCACGGCCGACCGCUCCAGUUCAAUAUCGAGACAGUUUGCGGCUCUGGGUGAAACCACCCGCAUCUCCUCUGGGCUUAAAGGACAGGCUACGGUCGAACGUCCUAGCUCCACAUCGAGGAUGAACUCGGUUUUGGAUAACACCACCGAACCUUCCUCAGAACUCGGGGGGCAGGCUACGGCCGAGCAUCCCAGUUCUCCAAAGGCCAACCUGAAAAGGGAGGCCUCUUCUCCAAUCAAGGCCCAGCGCCCGGGCCGGAAAUUGAUGAUGUCUGCUUCGCUCGCGCGUACAGAGUCGAAGUUCUUUGCCACGGCAAAGCCUGUCGCCGAGUCGUCGGCUGCUGGUGCUGCGUCACAGUCGCGCUUGCAUUUGGGUUCUGACGACUACGGUGGUUCAGAUCUUGAAGACGACCUGCGCGCAAUUUCCGUAAUGGAAGAGCGCACGGGGAAAGAAAAGUUGCCCCAGCGCGACCAGUAUGAAGACGUCGGUCACGACCAGUCCGACGACUUCGGCUAUACAGCCGAUGACGAUGAUGCUUUCAUGUCAUUGUUCGAUGAGGAUGCUGGGCCUUCGGCUGUUGCUGCGCCGGUGCCAGCGCCUGCACUUGUGUCCGAGCCAGCGCGAGCGCGUAUACCUGGGCCUGAGCGUUCUCGCGCUCGAAAAGGUGUUGGCGCUCCAAGUGGUCAAGACAACCAUAACUGGAGGGGUGGUCGCAAGGCCGAGGGAAAGAAGGCCACAGUCGAAGACAUUGUUGGCAAUGGACCUUCCGGUGUGCAUCCUCCGUUGGAGGAUGUCACAUUAUCCUAUGAACCAACUUCCAGACUUGGAAAGUGGAUGGAAGUGCGCAACAAGGCAUUCACGAGUCUAAAGAGGGUCGUCACACCUACCUUCAUCGACUGUAGCCUUUUCCGCCUUGAUGAAGAAUGGGAUGAGCAGCCCGUUCUUCAUGGUCGCAACUAUGAAGUCGCCUCUGCCGGUGAACACACGCCCCGCCGUGGCAGUAGCUUGCAGCUGCUCAGUUUCACCAGUCAUCCUGGUGCAGAUCCUAUUGUUGCCGUUAUUGAUCCGAAGUGGCUCCCAAAGAAUACCCGGGAGAACGCAUUGCGAUUUGGCCAGGCUGCAUGCAAACUCUUCGAUCGAGUUCCCAACAGCUACCCACCAUCGCUGCUGCCUCUUCUGGCUGACAACUGGGGUCUAGCCAUGACUAGGAACUCGCACAUUAUUCUUGCCCGCCAUAUCUGCAGACGUGCUUUCAAGACGUUCCUGCCUGAUAAGAAGCCAUCCGUUCAAAUCGUUACGAGAACGAUAAACAACCAACUGUAUUUCCAAGGCCGGAUACAGGCUAUUGAAUGCGUUGUAAAGCUUACGAUUCGGCCGAAUCUCCUGAACAUGUCUGUUCCUGCGCCAGAUGCCCCCGAGGAUAUCGACUUUGAGGUCAAGUAUCCGGGUAAAGAUUCGGAUGCGGAUCGCCCGGCGUGGGAACACACUGCCGCGGUCUUUAAAUUCGCCAUGACGCGCGCUUUCUGCGCUUCCGCUUGCAAGCUCCGAAGCUAUUCUGUCUCAGAAUUCUGGGCUGACAGCAUUCGCCCUUGGCGAAAGAGUUUUCGUGACAAGUCUAAGAGCAGUAUUGGCCGUACUUAUAACGGCGACUACGUUCUCACAUUGGGGAGGCAUUUGAAUUUCACUAGCCUCGCUCUGACAACUACAGUUAAGAGGGAUAUUGUUGGAAAAUAUAUCCCUACAUUUUACCUCUCAGGCGUCUCUAAGAACCGUGCGGCAUAUGUCCGCGAGUCGGUGACUCAGGCUUUCAAUGCGGGUAGAGGCAUUUUGAAUGCCAUACAGCAUGGUCUCGUUAUUUGUGAGCUAUUGAGCAGCGAUAUGGGCUUUGUUCCGGACUCUGCAGCUCUUUGUACCUGCACUGUUGUCUCUGGUCGUUUCCUUGUCCACUUCUGUCAAUCUUGCAACUGGCCUGUGCGAUGCUGCGAGCUCAAGCAAACCCCGACAGGACGUCGGCUGUGUGGUUUGUGCGUCCGGACUCACGGCAUGUUCUUAGAAGAGCAAAUUGACCUUAACCUGGGUGGGUUGGUCGCGGGUGACAAGAUGAAGUCGAAGGCUUCAGCAUCGAGUAUGACCAGGGAUGAAAUCCGAGCUUUUAUCUCUGCUUCCUUCAAUAGGGAGGACAUGAAGGCAGACGACGCAUACGUCCCAAACACAACCCGCGGGUUAGAACCAGGUCCGUUCGGAGCAUCCGCUGAUGCAAAGUUCCCGUACGUUCGCCUGAACGGGAAGACAGCUCUCCACACGUUUGAUAACGUGGCUGUUACGGCACUGUGGAUUAACUUCUGCAAGAAUCGGUUCUUGCCUGGUAUUCUUGGAGUUCUGAGUGAAGCUCAGUCCUUGCGAGAUCGCUCCCGAGAAGACCCUGAGUGGCGCAACUUAAUGCUUCGGUUUGAUCAUCAAUUUGGUCUGAUCGCGGCUGUGCCCAAGAACAAGAGCCUUAGACUGGACAAAGCCGUGUCUUCCGUACACCAUAGGCUGACUAAAGAGAACUGGAAGAGUGGUCGAUGUCCAGAUCGUUCCGUGCUAUCUCGUUCAGGCCAAACCUUUUAUGGUGCAAACCAGGGAUCUUACGAUGGUCCCUUCGUCCGGACCGCAGAAAAGAUCAUCCGCGAGAUGGAGAACCACUACGCACGUAGUGUUCCUCGCUCAUCUUCUGGGGCACCGUGGCCUUUCAUGAGCCAUCAUAUGCCUAAGAUAUGGUCAUGGGGCAACGUUAUUGCACUUUUCAAGUAUCGUUCUUACCGCAUGCGAUUUGAUUGCAACAGCAAGCAUGCUACCAUUGAUACGCCACUCUCUUUACUACUAGAGUGCAUCCGUCAGUACCUCCAGUACGAGGGUCGAGAUCAUAUCUUUGGCCUAGAGAUGACUAUCUGGGAGCACCACCCUCUGUGUUUUGCUGUUGCACAUGAUCGUCACGGCGAGCAGAUGAGGAGCGGAUUUUUGAAUCCUAGCAACAUCCAAAGCUUUGCUGAGGAGUAUGAUCAGGGCUUUUGCAACAUUGCAUUCCAGCCGCAAGUUGUCAACUUUGCUGUCCACAAUUUUUCACAGAAGCAUUACGCUCGCAUGGUCACGGAGCUGGCGACAAUUCCUUGGAACUGUGAGCUCUACAAGCGCCUUGACAACCCUCCGGCGCUCACCAUCCAAUUGGUAACUAUCGAACAAUCCAAGAAAACCCUUGAUGAGUUUGGUGAAGUGGAAGCGGUGUCAGACAGUGACAUUGGCGAGGACGACAAUGGUGAUGAUGAGUAG
Molecule: messenger RNA, 3483 nt
Organism: Boeremia exigua
Lineage: Eukaryota; Fungi; Ascomycota; Dothideomycetes; Pleosporales; Didymellaceae
Exons: 1
Coding region: 1-3483 (1160 amino acids)
Source: RefSeq, a predicted model, not a curated record